UCACAUGACGCGGAGGGCCAGCUGAUCAUCGCCGACAAGAUCACGACCGUCAACUCGAUCUGCUCUUCUAAUCCUACACGAAGAGCAAGAUUUUAGCUGUUAUAUGUCUAGAUUAAUAAUUCAGGAUUCGAGCUAAAGUUGUAGUGUUGAUUUAGGGAAGCGGGAGUGAACUGAAAAUCGCAGUAAUCGACAAAAAACGGAAAGAUGUCUGGAAAAGAAAGGAUCGACAUAUUCCCCUCCAGAAUGGCUCAGACCAUCAUGAAGGCUCGGAUGAAGGGAGCACAGACCGGCCGCAACCUGCUCAAGAAGAAGUCCGAUGCCCUCUCCAUGCGCUUCCGUCAGAUCCUUCGCAAAAUUAUUGAAACUAAAACCAAGAUGGGAGAGGUGAUGAGGGAGGCUGCCUUCUCAUUGGCUGAAGCUAAAUUUGCUGCAGGAGACUUCAGCACAACUGUAAUCCAGAAUGUUAACAAAGCCCAGGUGAAGGUCAGAGCCAAGAAAGAUAAUGUGGCAGGUGUCACCCUUCCAGUAUUCGAACACUACCAAGAAGGCGGAGACAGUUAUGAGCUCACCGGUUUGGCGAGAGGAGGAGAGCAGCUCUCGAGGUUGAAGAGGAACUAUGCCAGAGCUGUGGAGCUGCUUGUGGAGUUGGCCUCCUUACAGACAUCUUUUGUCACUCUGGAUGAAGCCAUAAAGAUCACCAACCGCCGCGUGAACGCCAUCGAGCACGUGAUUAUUCCCAGGAUUGAUCGCACCCUCACCUACAUCAUCACAGAGCUGGAUGAGAGGGAGCGAGAGGAGUUUUACAGACUGAAGAAGAUCCAAGAGAAGAAGAAGCAGCUAAGGGAAAGGACGGAGUUGGAAAUAGCCGCCCGUUUAGCUGCUCUGGGACCCAUCGCUGAGCCCGCCAACAUGCUGACAGAGGAGGCGGAUGAAGAUCUGCUGUUUGAGUGAGGAACAUUACAGGCCACCGACUUCACUAAUCCUUUUAUUUAUUCUGUGCCUCUCUGGCCACGUCUGCGUGUCUUUACGUCAGCGAUGAAAGUUGUUUCUUUCUUUUUUUUGGUGUCCACGUCGUGAUGAUUAGUUCUGAGUGUUUCCAGAUGUGUACAGGGAUCAAAGUGCUGUUCGGUAUAAUACACAAGUGAGACCAAAGCAGUCUCUAACAAAUUAAGCAAAUAUUACAAUGAAUAUGUUUACACAUGGUGUGCAAGUGAUGAUAAAGAAGCGUCCCGUGUGACUGAUCACCUUGUAGAUAUUCAAGUUUUAUCAUAUAUAGAGGCAUUGCAUGCUGUACAGCUUAAAGUGGUUGUGGAUUUCAGAGGGUGCGAGUGUGCGCCGUGGAGACCCGUCCUGCUGCUCACUUCAUAUCGUGCGGUUCCUGUUACCUCACUGGAGGCUGCUUACCAUUUCACCAGAAGCCCCAAUGUGACCCUGUUGUAAAAUGUGAUGUGCAAGUCAAAACAGCCCAACACUUCAUCCAAAUAAAGAUGUUCUAAAUAUUCAA
This is a messenger RNA of Neolamprologus brichardi, 1504 nucleotides long. It is a transcript of the gene atp6v1d, whose product is annotated as ATPase H+ transporting V1 subunit D. Gene Ontology annotation, molecular function: proton-transporting ATPase activity, rotational mechanism. The record is from RefSeq and is a predicted model, not a curated record. Lineage: Eukaryota; Metazoa; Chordata; Actinopteri; Cichliformes; Cichlidae.